UGUUAAUUAGUAUAAGUUAUAUUUAUUUAACGGUUUCAAAUCGAGAAAACUUUCAGGCUUUGGAGUUUUUUUGGUAGGUUUAUGAUUUUAUAGAUUUAAAUACACCUGUCAAAUAAUACCAAAACAUCAUAUUAUUAAGUUGCCGGCAAAAGUUAGGUCAUGUAUAAAAUUGUUAACGUUGGGGACAGAGAAAGCGGACGUGCACAUUGCAAUUUAGAUUAUGAAAUGCGAUACCGGACUUAAUUGUGCUUGUCUUUGUAAUCGGGUUAUUAAUAAAAUACAAACAUACAAACAUUACUGAUAUUAUAUAAAGAUUGCUAUCGAUUUACUAUUGUACUAUGCUAACGGUAAUAUUUACGUGGAAAUCGAUGACUAUGCAUGCUUAUACAAUAAAGACAUAUCAUUUGUUAUUUGACCACAUAUAUACUUGUUUUACGUUUGUCAUUUUUUUCAUUGCGAUUAUAGUUGCAUAUAUAUUGGUACAGAACAAAAAGAUGGGAGUGUCUGAUACCGGUUCAUCCGCUACUCCUGAACUACCAGUCCACGAUAUCGAUCGGCCAGGGUCGGGUAGUGGAGUCGAUGACGAAGACAUCCCGAGGAGGAAACAGAGGAGGUACAGAACGACCUUCACCAGCUACCAACUAGAUGAACUGGAGAAAGCCUUCGGAAGAACUCACUAUCCAGAUGUUUUUACAAGGGAGGAAUUGGCUCUCAAAAUUGGCCUCACUGAAGCAAGAAUACAGGUGUGGUUUCAAAACCGGAGAGCAAAAUGGCGCAAGCAAGAAAAGGUGGGUCCCCACGCUCAUCCCUACGGCGGAUACUUGGGAGGACAGCCUUUGCCCACAGCCGCAAUGCCAGUAUCGCCACACUCACUGACACAACUUGGCUUCGGAUUGAGGAAGCCUUUCGACAGCUCCUUGGCUACAUUCAGGUAUGCCAGUAGUCCACUGUUUGGGACGCAAUACCUACCACCGCUGACCCGGCCUCAUCUAUUCGGUGCUCCGUUGUACGCCACCUCGCCAGCUCAUUUUCAUUCUCUUUUCGCUAACCUAACCGCACCAGAACCACCGCGCGCAUCACCCGAACAUUCCCGAUUAUCCCCCGAAGUCACCCGAUCUCCAUCUCUUUCUCCCCCCAUCUCCCCCGGUAGUGAAACUCUCCCCCACGUUGAAGAUGUUAGAAGUUCCAGUAUAGCAGCCUUAAGGCUAGCUGCGAGAGAACACGAAUUAAGAUUAGAACUGUUGCGGCAAAGAGCCGAUUUAAUUUGUUAGAAUAUGUUAUGAAAUAAAAUGUAAAUAUUUAGAUGUAGGUAAUUAUUUUUAUUAUAUAUUAGUUUAAUUUAAUUUUUCAUAUUAAAAAUUGAAAAUAAAAUGACGGCAUUGCAUGCGUUUCUAAAGGUUAAACAUUGUUUCUCUCGUGUAGAUUAUUGUUAUAAAAUACAGUGGUUGUUUUUGUACUGGUAUCUUCUAUUACUUUAAGAUGUACACUAACAGUUUUAUGUAUAAAAUAAAGUAUUUUAGAAAAUUAAACAUUUUUUUAAGCAUGAA
This is a messenger RNA of Danaus plexippus (monarch butterfly), 1547 nucleotides long. RefSeq names its product homeobox protein aristaless-like. The record is from RefSeq and is a predicted model, not a curated record. Gene Ontology annotation, molecular function: DNA-binding transcription factor activity, RNA polymerase II-specific; RNA polymerase II transcription regulatory region sequence-specific DNA binding. The transcript has 4 exons. NCBI's taxonomy places the organism in Eukaryota, Metazoa, Arthropoda, Insecta, Lepidoptera, Nymphalidae. Bases 339 to 1271 code for a protein of 310 amino acids. Gene Ontology annotation, biological process: regulation of transcription by RNA polymerase II.